UGGAAAUGAAGAGCGGGCAGGCAAGGAGACUCCGGGCUAGGGUAGCAUUUGGAGUUUUUUAGGCGUGGGAGUUUCAGGGGCGUCGGGGUCGCGAGCUGUGUGCUAGUUCUGCCAAGAGCUCCCCGGACAGGGCCGGGGGCCGGGGUGUUUUCACACACCUGCUUGUGUGUUUGUGUUUUUUGAAGGGGAGUGGUGUGUAGGGAAGGGAGGGGGAAUGGACAGAAUCCUGACUGGAAGGUUAAUUGGAGCGGUUCGGAAACCUAGAGAAUAGUAAUUUCCACGUUCUUCCUUUGGUUGCUGCGUCGGGUUAACCGCACUUUCGAACGCUCAAUUUGGAAGUCGUUUUUAGUGUGUGUGAAGAAAUUUGACCGAAUUCAGGGGUGAGAGUGUGAUCCAAUCCGAGUGCACGUUGAUUGGGGCACGCAAUCCGGUCACUGUUUACGAUGGAAUUUCUGAAGACUUGUGUGCUUAGAAGAAAUGCAUGUACUGCGGCUUACUUGUGGAGGAGCAAAAUUGCACAAAGGCCUUCAGUUAGAAAGAUCAGCACUACCUCGCCAAAGAGCACUGUCAUGCCCGCUUGGGUGAUAGAUAAAUAUGGGAAGAAUGAAGUGUUGCGAUUCACUCAGAACAUGAUGAUACCCAUCAUACACUAUCCAAAUGAAGUCAUUAUCAAAGUCCAUGCCGCGAGUGUAAACCCUAUAGAUGUUAAUAUGAGAAGUGGUUAUGGAGCUACGGCGUUAAACAUGAAGCGGGAUCCUUUACACAUUAAAACCAAAGGGGAAGAGUUUCCGCUGACCCUGGGGCGGGAUGUCUCCGGAGUGGUGAUGGAGUGUGGGCUGGAUGUGAAGUACUUCAAGCCUGGAGAUGAGGUCUGGGCCGCAGUCCCUCCUUGGAAACAAGGCACUUUCUCAGAGUUUGUCGUCGUCAGUGGGAAUGAGGUGUCUCACAAGCCCAAGUCACUCACUCAUACUCAAGCUGCCUCUUUGCCGUAUGUGGCACUCACAGCCUGGUCUGCCAUAAACAAGGUUGGCGGGCUGAAUGACAAGAAUUGCACAGGAAAACGUGUCUUAAUCUUGGGUGCUUCAGGUGGAGUUGGUACUUUUGCUAUACAGGUAAUGAAAGCGUGGGGUGCUCAUGUGACGGCAGUUUGCUCUCAAGAUGCCAGUGAACUUGUAAGGAAGCUUGGGGCAGAUGAUGUAAUUGAUUACAAAUCUGGAAGUGUGGAAGAACACUUGAGAUCCUUAAAACCGUUUGAUUUUAUCCUUGAUAAUGUGGGUGGAUCCACUGAAACAUGGGUUCUAAAUUUUCUCAAGAAAUGGUCAGGAGCCACCUAUGUGACUUUGGUGACUCCCUUCCUCCUGAACAUGGACCGGUUGGGCAUAGCAGAUGGCAUGUUGCAGACAGGAGUCACCAUGGGUUCUAAGGCAUUGAAGCAUUUCUGGCAAGGAGUGCAUUAUCGCUGGGCCUUUUUCAUGGCCAGUGGUCCAUGUCUGGAUGAAAUUGCGGAACUGGUGGAUGCGGGAAAGAUCCGGCCCGUUAUUGAACAAACCUUCCCUUUCUCUAAAGUUCCAGAAGCCUUCCUGAAGGUGGAGAAAGGACACGCACGAGGAAAGACCGUAAUUAAUGUUGUCUAAAUAAACUCCAGUGUUGUGAA
Oryctolagus cuniculus (rabbit) is the source of this 1654-nucleotide messenger RNA. RefSeq names its product reticulon 4 interacting protein 1 (gene RTN4IP1). Gene Ontology annotation, molecular function: zinc ion binding; oxidoreductase activity. Gene Ontology annotation, cellular component: mitochondrion. NCBI's taxonomy places the organism in Eukaryota, Metazoa, Chordata, Mammalia, Lagomorpha, Leporidae. The record is from RefSeq and is a predicted model, not a curated record.